AUGGCAAAGAAAGUUAAAAUGAAUACCGCAAUGCGGAAGGAGGCUCGUAAGAGAGAGGACGAUUACUUGAAAAACCUUGAAACUAAGAUUCAAGAAUAUGAUCCAAAGACUGCCAACUCGAAGUUUUUCAAGGACUUACCAAUUAGUUCACACACACUAAAGGGUUUGAGUGAAGCAGCCUUUGUCAAAUUAACCGAUAUUCAAAGGGAAUCCAUCCCAGUUUCAUUGAAGGGUUACGACGUCCUAGGUGCUGCCAAAACUGGUUCUGGUAAGACUCUUGCCUUCUUAAUACCAAUUUUGGAAAAGCUUUACCGUGAGAGAUGGACCGAAUAUGAUGGUUUAGGAGCUCUGGUGAUAUCUCCCACAAGAGAGCUAGCAAUGCAAAUAUACGAAGUAUUAACAAAAAUUGGAACACACACAUCAUUAUCUGCAGGGUUAGUCAUUGGUGGGAAAGAUGUUAAGUUUGAAUUAGAAAGAAUAUCAAGAAUAAAUAUUCUUAUUGGUACCCCAGGUAGAAUUUUGCAACAUUUAGAUCAAGCAGUAGGUUUAAAUACAACCAAUCUGCAAAUGUUAGUUUUGGAUGAAGCUGAUAGAUGCCUAGAUAUGGGGUUUAAAAAGACUCUAGAUGCUAUUAUCGGUAACCUACCGCCAUCUAGACAAACCUUGUUAUUUUCGGCCACACAAUCGAAUUCCCUAUCUGAUUUGGCCAGAUUAUCUUUGACAAACUAUAAGAGCGUAGGGACCAAAGAUAUCAAUAACAAGGAUGAUAAUGAACCUGCUACUCCAAAGACUUUACAACAAUCCUAUAUUAUUUCUGAGUUAGCUGAUAAACUUGAUGUCCUAUUUAGUUUCAUCAAGUCACAUUUAAAAGCAAAGAUUAUUGUAUUUAUGUCAAGUUCCAAGCAAGUUCAUUUUGCCUACGAGACGUUUAGAAAGAUGCAACCUGGUAUCUCUUUAUUACAUUUACACGGGAGACAAAAGCAAAAAGCUAGAACAGAAACUUUAGACAAAUUUAGCAGAGCACAACAGGUUUGUCUGUUUGCUACGGAUGUUGUUGCUAGAGGUAUUGAUUUCCCAGCCGUCGAUUGGGUUCUACAACUUGAUUGUCCAGAGGAUGUUGACACAUAUAUUCAUAGAGUUGGACGUUCUGCCCGGUAUGGUAAGAAGGGGAGAUCUUUAAUAAUAUUAACACCACAAGAAGAAGUAUUUUUACAAAGAUUGAAAGCUAAGAAAAUUGAACCAGAGAAACUAACAAUUAAGCAAUCGAAAAAGAAAUCAAUAAAACCACAAUUACAGUCAUUACUAUUUAAGGACCCAGAAUUAAAAUACUUAGCUCAAAAGGCAUUUAUUUCUUAUGUUAAAUCUAUUUACAUUCAAAAGGAUAAAGAAGUGUUCAAAUUCGAAACUUUGCCAACAGAUGAUUUUGCUAUUUCUUUAGGUCUUCCUGGUGCUCCAAAUAUCAAGUUUAAGGGUACCAAGUCAUUUGAGAGAGCUAAAGAAUUGAAAAACUCCUCCAGAAAGUUAAAGGCUUUAUCCAAGGCUGACGAUGACGGGGAAAUUAGAGACAAAACCAAGGAGGUAAAGACAAAGUACGACAAGAUGUUUGGAAGAAAAAAUCAAACUGUUCUGAGUGAACAUUAUAUGAAUGUCACUGGCGUCCAAGGUGCUGAGAAUGACGAAGAUGAAGAUAACUUUAUGACAAUUAAAAGAAAAGAUCAUAUUCUUAAUGAAAAUGAGCUACCGGAAUUAUCUCUCCCAUCAUCAAACAGAGCUCAGAAAAAGGCGCUAUCCAAGAAGGCCUCUCUUUCAACUAAAGGUAAUGCCAGUAAGACGAUAUUCGACGAUGAUGGUGUUGCACAUCCUGUGUACGAACUAGAAGGGGAAGAAGACUUUGUCAAGAAGGGUGAUGCCAAGACACAAAAGGAUGAAUAUUUGAAAAAGGAAUCUGAAGUUAUGGCUACUGCUGAUUCUACAGAUAAACAAGUUGCAAAGGUAAAAAAACAAGAGAAGAAGAGAAAGAGAUUAGAAGCUAUGAGAAGGGAGGAGAUGGAAGAAUACUCUGACAAUGAAGACAAUGCUGAAGCGCAAGUAUAUCUAGGAACUGGUAAUCUAAGUGAUGAUAUGGAGGAUGUUGAUUCAGAUGCAGAAGACCGUCAAGUUAAAAGGACUAGAUUCAAUAACUCCUCUGAUGGUGAAGAUGAGUCUGACGCUAACGAAUAUGGUGUUACAGAAAUCGAUGCUCCAGAGACAUUAGAAGACUUAGAAUCGUUAACAGCUAGAUUAAUCCAGUAG
This is a messenger RNA of Maudiozyma barnettii, 2292 nucleotides long. RefSeq names its product RNA-dependent ATPase HCA4 (gene HCA4). Gene Ontology annotation, biological process: rRNA processing. Gene Ontology annotation, cellular component: nucleus. The record is from RefSeq and is a predicted model, not a curated record. The coding region runs from base 1 to 2292 and encodes 763 amino acids. NCBI's taxonomy places the organism in Eukaryota, Fungi, Ascomycota, Saccharomycetes, Saccharomycetales, Saccharomycetaceae. Gene Ontology annotation, molecular function: nucleic acid binding; RNA helicase activity; ATP binding. The transcript has a single exon.